UUCAGAGACUCAGAAAUCGUUUUCCACUUCAUUUCUUUCACUUUGUGAUCUUUAUAAUUUGCGUCACUUUUUGCAUACAAACAAGGAUUUUGUUGCACAAUUGCAAUUAAAACCUCAUCAUCAAUAUCAAUAUUAUCAUUGUCGUCAAUAUCCGACAUUGUGACAAAGUAUAAAAAAUGAGAAGUAUACUUGGUUUUCCGUUACACUUUUCUAUCAUUGACUGAAAAUUAAGGUUAUAUUGUUCGAAAGUUUUAAGUAUUAAGUUUUAAGAGCUGGGAUCUGGCCAGUUCGCUUAGAGCUAAGAGAUUACAACUUAAGACAGCGCGGGAAACAUUUCAGGCCGGAAACUACGUCACACUUAGGGCUUAGAGCAGAAGGCUAAAGGCUUAAAACACCUAUUGUAGAUCCGGGGUAAAGGAAUCAAGACUCUUUAAAUCUUAUGUUACUAGUCGUCAUGAAAAAUCCACCGUCUUCAGAUCUACGUACCCGCCGGCAUAUUGGCUCUCAUAUAAAGUCUUCUCUACCACAGUCAAAAUUUUAUCACAAGUCUUUUGAGUUCAGACAGAACGCCAAGGCCUUCUACACGGACGGAUCGAAGAGUCCGGAAGGCGCAGUUGGUGCUGCGGUAUACUCGCCGGAGCUGGAAGGUAGUAUCAAACACAAGCUUCCCCCCGAAACCUCCAUUUUCUCCGCUGAGCUCUGGGCCAUCUACCAGGCUAUUCUUGCUAUUUUUGAUCUUAACUUCCCUAAAAGCGUUAUCUUUUCUGAUUCAAGGAGCGCGUUGGAUGCUCUUCAAAAUUCCUCCAAGGUGCAGCGCAAUUAUAUAGUGUAUCAGAUUAGAAAAGCCUACCUAGACAUUGUAGAUAAAGGCAACGAGGUCACCCUCUUUUGGGUCCCUGCACAUUCGGGCAUUCCCGGCAAUGAAUCAGCAGAUCAAGAUGCUAAGCUGGCGGCAAUCGAGGGUUACAAACCUGACUUUAGAGUCCCUUACGAGGACCUACUGGUGGAAUCACGUGCCCGAGCGGACAAACAGUUUCAAGAAUAUAUGGAAGAGGUUUCCAGAACUAAAGGCACUCGAUACUUCGAACAAUUUCACACAAUAUCCAAGAAAACAUGGUUUCAUGAAUCUUCGCUCUCAAGAGAAGAAAUCGUUCUCAUCAAUCGUCUAAGAUCCAACCACAUUAAUGUUAACGAGAGCCUACACAGGGUCAAUAUGAUACCAUCACCGAGCUGCCCAUGUGGCGACCCCCGUCAGACAAUAAAUCAUUUAAUUUUCCAUUGCAAUGAAUUCUCUGAAAAAUCUACCCCUAUCCAAGCGUAUAUAUCAAAGAAAUUCCCAAAUUCUCCUCAGGACCUCGUCCCCGCCCUGCGCUCUCCUAGUCCCACAUUCUCCCGUCUCCUUCUGGCCUACAUGAAGGCCAAUGACCUCUUUUUCUGA
Messenger RNA from Trachymyrmex cornetzi, 1438 nucleotides. RefSeq lists its product as uncharacterized. The transcript has 2 exons. The coding region runs from base 440 to 1438 and encodes 332 amino acids. Gene Ontology annotation, biological process: DNA replication, removal of RNA primer. Lineage: Eukaryota; Metazoa; Arthropoda; Insecta; Hymenoptera; Formicidae. The record is from RefSeq and is a predicted model, not a curated record. Gene Ontology annotation, molecular function: RNA-DNA hybrid ribonuclease activity; nucleic acid binding.